ACCUGAGGGUCAGCGGUCUUUUGUGUCUGAUUGGCGGAGAGCUUUAGAGGCGCAGUGACGUCAGGGGGGCUCUGAGUGUGGUUCCGCCAGAGAAACCAGGCAUCAGAUCGCAGCGACGGAGGUUAGUACGAGCGCACUGCGUUCAUAUUACAAAGACAGCACACGAGACGCGCCUCUGCACCUCUCUGAUACACAGUAUCUCCAUCAUUGAUCGUAGCAAAAUGCCAUUGGGAGAGGAUGGACAUUCCUGGAAAAAGAAAACAUCCAGCGUCAAGGAAAACUAUGACUUCAAAGAAGUUUUGGGAACGGGGGCUUUCUCUGAGGUGGUGCUCGCAGAAGAGAAGAGGACAAGAAAACUAGUGGCAAUAAAGUGCAUCCCAAAAAAAGCUCUGGAGGGAAAGGAAAACAGCAUUGAGAAUGAAAUUGCAGUGCUCCACAAGAUUAAACAUGCCAACAUAGUUUCCCUGGAGGACAUCUUUGAGAGUAAAUCACACCUCUACCUUGUCAUGCAACUGGUGUCUGGUGGCGAACUCUUUGACAGGAUUGUAGAAAAAGGAUUUUACACAGAGAAAGACGCCAGUAAGCUCAUCCAGCAGAUCUUGGACGCUGUGAAAUACCUACAUGACAUGGGCAUCGUCCACAGAGAUCUAAAGCCAGAGAACCUGCUGUAUUACAGUAUGGAUGAAGACUCCAAGAUAAUGAUCAGUGAUUUUGGCCUGUCAAAGAUCGAAGGUUCAGGCAGUGUGAUGAGCACAGCGUGUGGCACACCAGGAUACGUUGCUCCUGAGGUUCUGGCACAGAAGCCAUACAGUAAAGCAGUGGACUGCUGGUCAAUCGGGGUCAUCGCAUACAUCCUUCUAUGUGGCUAUCCUCCAUUUUACGAUGAAAAUGAUGCCAAGCUCUUUGAGCAGAUUCUAAAGGCAGAGUAUGAGUUUGAUUCACCGUACUGGGAUGAUAUCUCUGACUCAGCCAAAGAUUUUAUUGUGCAUUUAAUGGAGAAAGAGCCCAGCCUGCGUUACACAUGCGACCAGGCUCUCCAGCACCCAUGGAUCGCUGGAGACACAGCGUUGGACAAGAACAUCCAUGAAUCUGUCAGUGCCCAGAUCAAGAAGAACUUUGCCAAAAGCAAGUGGAAGCAAGCUUUUAAUGCCACAGCAGUAGUUCGUCACAUGCGCAGGCUACAGUUGGGAACCAGUCAGGAAGGUCAGAUGCAGUCCACCCUACCCAGCCCCUGCCACGGACACCUGCUGCUGCCCGAAGGGGACGAGGAUGAGAGCUCCCUGCAAAGGGAAAAUAGUGGCUGUUCUGAGGAUGUCAGUGAAGGUAACGACAUCCAGAACUGCACCUACCACAUCCAUCAUACCAGUCUGGUCUGAGUGUCAAUCAUCCCACAGUAACCAAUCAAUGACUGUCCUUUUUUAAUACUGGAGUCCUGGCACACCCCCAGUCUGGCCAGGAAUACUGAGUAACUCCAAUUUCCUGCCACUAGGAGGCACUGCAGUGUAAAGAACCCAGGUGGGAUCAAGGUUAUACUAUUCCAGUGGAGGUAUUCUGUUUAAAGAGAGGAGAGUUCGAAAAGAAAAGAGACAAGAAGAUUGCCACAGAUGCUUUAUAGGUAAUAUAUGCUAUUGUGGAAGUUAGUGAUUGGACAGUGUUUUAACUCCUUUUUAAAACAAAAUUGUCUUUUUAUGUCAUUUCUUGAACUAAGAGUUUAGUGGGCCUAUAUCUGUCUAUAUCUAUCUUGAUUAAAAAAUGAGAACCAAGUCUCACCUAAAGCUUGUUGUCUAUGUCUGAUGGUAUGUGGCCUAAUUCAAUUCACAUAAUCAUUUUAAAUUUGAUAAGAUUUUACAUGUUAGAAUUGCAGAAUGUUGAUGUUAGGAUGUGCUAAGAUUGUAAACUUUAACCAUAAAAUAGGCAAUGUGCACCACAAGAUACAUACUCUUUUGUUUCUUAUAAGGGGUAUGAGUAAAGGUUUUUCACCCAAUAUUCUUAUCAUUUAUCAUAGUUGGGCCUGUUUUGAGUAUGUGGGUCACGUGACUUGGUUCAAAAGUUCUGUGAUCAUUAAGUCAGCCUGAUGUUUAACCUAAAGCCAACAUGGCUGCCCAUUGUGCAGGACAUGCUGACUUUGUGAUAAUUAAUUAUAUAUUAAUCAUACUUCUGUAAAAACCCCAAUACAACUGCUAAUAAUAAACAUUGUAUUUAGGUGCGGAAGAUAAAAAUUAAGUCAUAUGUUGUUCAUGUGCUUAUUUAGCACAUUUUGAAGUGUGUGUAUCCCCUGAGAUACGUUGCCAGAUUAAGGGACGAAAAAGAGUUAAUCUACAAUAUUACACAUACACAUUUAUUACACUUACACAUGUCAAACCUUAAAACUAAACUUUUCUCAGUUUUGUUUCAGACAGACAUACACACAAUCUCACUCACACACACACACAUGUAUAAUAUGUUUUAAAAAAAGAGGGGAAGUCUGAAACUCACAUAAAUAUUGAUGACUUUGAUUUCAACGUAUCCUGGGAGAUACAACUCGUUAAAUCCAAAAUACAUAAAAAAUUCCAAAUUAUAUAAAAAGUGACAUGAAAUUAUUUUUUUGCUAAUCAUUUUCCACUCUUGCCUGUUUUAGGGUUAAAUGCACAUCUUGAAUUUAUGCAAAAAUCAUUAAAUCAAUCAUUUUUUUUUCCUCCAUGUUUUUCUUUAAAAAUAAUUAAAAACAUCCUUAAAAGAUAUACAAAAUAUAAGACUUGUUUGCAGGAAAUAGAUUUUGAACUAAGUUUAUUAUUUUUUAAAUUAUCAUUAAGCUUAAGCCGUACUUACAUUUUUUUUAUUUACACUUAAAACAAGAAAAAAAUUUCCAAGGGGUUAGGAAAACUAAACUAAAGAUGUAUUUAGAUGAGGUAAACAAGACAUUUUUACAGUGCACACUCCACAACAGGUUUUACAGCCAUGAGAUUUUACAUGUUAACCAUGUUGACACAUCUCGAUUGCUUUACACUUCCAUUAGAAGUGCCGAACAAGUCUAAAUUACAUUUUGAUUUGCCUUUGUGUUACACCAUGUCUACUCAACUAAUUGUUAACUCAUCAUCAGUAUGUUUAGUGGCAUUAGAUGUUUUCUGUUGUGCCUUCAUGGAUUCAGUCUCAAAGUUUUCCUUUUUUAAUUUGUUCACAAAUUGUUUUGUUCUGUUUUUUCUUUUCAGUUUGGGAAUGUUGGAAGCUGUACAUGUUAAAACAAUUGUUUACUUUUAUAUUCAUCUGCAAGGCUACAAGCUGUACUAAGUGAUGCACUGUCGGUGGACCCUUUGUAAAUGUCUAAUGUAUGCUGCCAUCCUUGUAAAUACUACAGAGCUUUUGUUAUAUCUUCAUAUUUUUUUCCAUAUAAAGUACUCAGGGGAGUAAUAUAAAUCAGAGGAUUUUGAUAUAUUGAGUGGAGGGAAAAAGGAAAAAGCUAUAGGAAACUGAAAUACACGUCACCGCAAGGCAAUGCUUCAAAUUACAUUAUAUAACCAUAUUUGACAUUCUGGACUCUUUUCAAUGUUGGAACCUGUAUAAAAGUAACCUCCAUUAAAGGACGUGAAUGUGACUUGACUCAAAUUUAAUUUUUCUACCAGCCAGAGGUUUUUUUUCUUCAAAAUGUUACAUAAUAGGAUUCUCCAGAUGUUUGUAAAAAGAGUCAAAGUUUUCCACAAGGUUUUUUUCAUUAACGUUGCACACAAAAUAUAUAUAUAUAUUUUUUUCUCUCUGUGUGAACUGUAACCACGAAUAUGUUUGUUUAAAAAAAUAUAAUGCUCUUAAAAGUGAAGUCAGUAACUUUUGUGCCAAUAUGUCAAAUUUCACAAAUGUAUCUCUGUUUUCAAACAAAUUUCCUGAACUCUUCCCCCAUCUGCCAUUGGUCAGACGAAUAGAUAUGCCCGCCCCCAACUCAAGCCAUUUGGGAUGCUCAAAAAUGCAGAGCAAUAUUCUGAUAGCACUACAGAGACAUGUUUACAGUUUUCGAAGACAUCAACCUACAAAAAUGGCUAAUAGUUCUCUGCAUAUUAAGAUCGAAUAGGUAUUUUAGGUAUAAGUAUUCUAAAAUUAAAAAAAAUGACACAUAAUUUUUAACUGCUUUUUAAAGAUGUUUCAAGAUACCAUAAAAGCACUUUGGAGUUGUUGAUGUUGUAAAAGUGCACACAAUUAUUUAAGUCUCAGUACUACUUAAAUUUUUUUAUUAGUUUUUUUACAAGCAUUUUAAUGUGUCACCUAGUCAUCACAUAGUCCAAAAUGGUUGCUGUAAGGUUCUCCCAUACAAUGCAUUAUGAUGCAGAUUGAAUCAUUGGUGAAACUCUUUAGUAACAAGCAGACUUGAACUGUGUCCCAAAUGACAUACUAUGCACUUACAAUAUAUCCUUUGCACUGUAGUAUAGUAAUGUAGUGUAUGUAUUUUCAAAGUGUAGUAUCGUCCCAACUUUAAUACACGGAAGUGAUGUUCCAAAUGCAUGCGAUGUGUUGCCGCUAGCUUUAGCAAAUUAGCCAACCUCAGUUCAACACUUGAACCUCAACUUGCAUAUUCACACAGCAUUCAACUUACAUUUGAAAGGUACAUUAUUUACAAUUGUUUUGUCAGAUCAGCAUUAAGGCAAGGUAACUUUGCCCAUUCCGCUACGUACGGCAUGCUGCGAGCGCUGAGUGAAUGAAGUGUCCAACAUACCACACUCCACUUUGAUGGUUGAAGAAGUGUAUCAUCUGGGUACUCAUAGUACACUUCUUUUUAUUGCAUUUUCAGUGUUAAGGCCCAGAUAUACUUCAUACAAAAUCGAAGAACGAAUGGGUAUGACGUCGUAUAGAACAAAAUCUGGCCAAAAAUGUUUGCGCUCCUUUCAGUGGUUUGGAACAGCCCGGCUGAGCAAACUUUUAGGAAAACUUCUAACAGGAUGCUAAACACCUUGCUGCCAUCGGUCCAUGUCUUCGGUAGUUGUGACCUGAAGCUCCACCUACUACUUUGUUUACGUUUUUUAAGGACCAUGCCAUGCAAUAUUUUUUAAGUUGUCUACAAAAGGAAUAAAAUCUACACAAAUACUCUCAAGUGCCCAUUCACUCAUGUGCCAUCUGCAGCGAAAGCCAUUCACACAUCUUCCCAAAGUAACAUGUCUCUCUUUUCAUCAUUCUUUUGUCUGUAUGUUACUCAUUAUUACUCUUUUAUACACCCAUCUUUGCAGUUGUAUCAGUGUCAUCAUAAAUUACAAUAACAGAAUGUAAACAGAACUUAUCCGGAAGUAAUGUCGGGGCCUUUAACGUACUACUCACACUACAUGCAUUACAAAAUGACAGAUAAUAGUGCAGAAUUGUGCGGGUUGGACGCACCUUUAGCACACAAAGCUAGCUCUACGUAGCGGAACAACACCUUACAAAUGUAAGUUCAAUGCUGUUGAACUGAGUUUGGCUAAGACUAGCUGCAACGCAUUGCAUGCGUUUGAAACGUCACUUUCAUCAGCUUUUAAAUGGCGAAUGCUUCUGUGUUGUAAAAACAUUAGUGUUCCAUUUGGGAUGAUACUACACUUUGAAAAUUCAUACACUAGAUUGCUGAGUUUAGUGCGUGAUUUAAAGGGAUAGUUCACCCAAAAAUGAAUAUUCUUUUAUCAUUUACUCACCCUCAUGCCAUCCUAGAUGUGUAUUACUUUCUGACUUCAGCAGAACAUAUUUGAAGUAUAAUAGAAAUAUAUCUUAGCUCAUUUUUCUCUCAGUUGAGACAUCCAGAAUGAGCACACAAAUGGACCAUUGUGAGUAAACAAUCAGAUACAAAUACAGAUCCAAACCAAAACCAACAAAGCUUAUGUACAGUGUUCCUCCUACUCAGUUGUAAACAGCGCUGCUCUUCCAGGUGUGUUGCACAUGCGUCUGUUCUGUCAUGAACAUGCCAGUCCGAUAAUGUCACAAGCACACUGUUGCUGAUUGGAAGCAAUGAUUUGUAGUUUGAAAUUACUUAAAUAUUGAUCUUUUUCGCACCAAAACCGAUUGUUUCUCUUUAGAAGAUAUUCAUUUAACCAGAGGAGUCUGGAGUAUGGAUAACGUUUAAGUUGACCGUCUGUCCUUUUUUUUUUGGAGCUUCAAAGGUCUGAUCAUUUUAAGGACCUACUGAGCAAAAAUAUUUUUUAAAUUUUUCUUCAAAUGUGUUCUGAUGAAGAAAGAAAGUCAUACACACCUGUGUAGGCAUGAGGGUGCGUAAAUGAUUAGGUAAUUUUCUUUUUUGGGUGAACUAACCCUUUAAGACACAGUAUGAAGAGUCUGAGACACAAAUAACAGAACAGAAAACGUGAGGUUACAACAAGAAUAUAUAUAUAUAUAUAUAUAUAUAUAUUAUUAUUAUUAUUAUUAUAUAUAUAUUUUUUUCAUAACGGUAUAUGUUCUCAUUUUAGAUGUGUGGUGGAGAAUGAUGAAAAGCAAUUUAAAAAAGAAAAAGCAAAUUUAUAGUUAAAGAAAAAGUACUGAACAUUUUUCCCUGUCAUGUGUAAUUAUGCUGGCAGUGUUGCUUACACAGGACUUCAUGUAUUGUUCAUGAUGUCAUGGGUUAAUGGGUCAAAGAAUAACAAAAAUUAAAUUGAUCAGUUGUUGUUUUGGUAGCCUUCAAAUUAUUUACUGUAAUGUUUUCACAAAUAUGAUUGUAUUCUGUGGCAGUUGGCACAUGUGUACUGCAUCUUGUUUUAAAGUGAUACAGUGGUUGCUAGGCUGUGGAAAAAGAGGACUUGCUGUCCAUUUAUAUGCUGAUACAGUCAGAAUGAAACAAUAUAUAUUAACUUACAGGGUGAAGUGUUUCAUUCAUGAUAAAUUGUCCCUGUCUCAAAGUCUUCCUUAUUGUCUAUGGAGUAAAACGUAUGAUGUUUUAUAUGGAUGCAAGUGUAAGUGCUGCUCUGCAUGUACAGUAUUUCAGCAUGGUGUGGUGAUGUAUAUGUGUAUAUGUAUAUAUAUAUAUAUAUGUAAAAUAAAGAUUAUUGUAAAUACACUGAUAUAUAUAUACUGUAUGUUUACGGUCAUAUACUAUUGUUAAAUGUAAAGUGGAGUAAAAAAAUCAAGUUUGAGAUUCCCUUAUUCCAAACCUCUUAAAGUCUUGA
Molecule: messenger RNA, 7076 nt
Organism: Xyrauchen texanus (razorback sucker)
Lineage: Eukaryota; Metazoa; Chordata; Actinopteri; Cypriniformes; Catostomidae
Product: calcium/calmodulin-dependent protein kinase type 1-like
Exons: 12
Coding region: 222-1376 (384 amino acids)
Biological process (GO): peptidyl-serine phosphorylation
Cellular component (GO): intracellular anatomical structure
Molecular function (GO): calmodulin binding; ATP binding; calcium/calmodulin-dependent protein kinase activity
Source: RefSeq, a predicted model, not a curated record